AUGGGGCUGCUGCGUCCCCUGCCGCACCCGCGCACAGCGGCGCAGACGAAUGCGCAUGGCGGGGCGCAGGCAGGCAGAGCAGCAGGGCAGGCGAGAGAGGCAGAGCAGGUGGGGGCGGGGCAGCAGCGUGGGGGCGAGGUGGGGGCGGGGGUGGAGCCAGUGGCUUAUCUGCCGCUCUCCUAUCUCUCCCUUAUUCCCCCCUCCCACUCGUAUUCCCACCUUACCUCCCACUUCCCCCGCAACCCCCCCUCCACCUCCGCCCCUCCAACCCUUCCCCUCACUCCCAUUUCAUCUCCCUUCCUUCCCCUUUCUCCCCGAUUCUCAUUCUUUUUGCAUUCCCUCGCUUGGCCGCAUCCCAUUCUCCCACUGCAGGCCGAUCGUGCUCUGAGGAAACUUCCUGGAAUUAACCUGAUGCGCGUCCGAGUUGACAUCGCGGAUCUGCAGCUGGCAGCGCUGCCGGGCGUAGAGGGCCGCCCCCUGGUGGCCAUCAGCAAGCACCUCUGCGGCCCCGCCACAGACUUGGCUCUGAGAUGCUGCCUCAACGCCUCCCAGACAAGCCAACCCAGUCAACAGGGUCAACCCAGUCAACAGGGUCAACCCAGUCAACAGGGUCAACCCAGUCAACAGGGUCAACCCAGUCAACAGGGUCAACCCAGUCAACAGGGUCAACCCAGUCAACAGGGUCAACCCAGUCAACAGGGUCAACCCACUGAAGAGAGUCAACAGGGUCAACCCAGUGAAGAGAGGCAACAGGGAACGCGCCUGGCAGGGCUGGCCAUUGCCACUUGCUGUCAUCACCUGUGCGACUGGGAGUCUUACGUCA
This is a messenger RNA of Closterium sp. Yama58-4, 823 nucleotides long. The record is from the annotation of a GenBank genome assembly. NCBI's taxonomy places the organism in Eukaryota, Viridiplantae, Streptophyta, Zygnematophyceae, Desmidiales, Closteriaceae.